GCGCUGGCCCGAGCCGUGACCCUGCUGCUCCGGCGAUGCUAGGGGUUCGUGCCAACAGAUGUUCCGCACAAAAACAUGCACACAUCUGAUUUUUAUACAUUGCCACUCUCUGAGGUCUUAGGCUGAUGAUUACACAUAACACCGCUGUUCUAACCGUGGUGCCAAUGAGCCGCGGUAUCCUCUCGGUAGCGGAUCUUUGUUUAUUAAGUUUAUCGGAGCUAGCCGUAAAGCUAAUUUGAGCCUGUUCUGCAGCUAACCAAAAGUGAAAGAGAAUAGAGCUACAAGGUUCAAGCCGUGAGUGUUCGCACCAUGCUCUCUAAACCCAGGUAUGAAUCUGAUAUAUUAUUUUUGGGGCUAUAGCUGCUGCUUGAUAUUCUGGACAAUGGACUCCUGAAAGCAGCAGUUGGGUCACCCUUCACCUGUGGACCUCCCAAACAGAGGAAGCAGGGGCACAUGGGGAACUGCUGCUGCUGCCAAAGCAAAGGGCCCUGCGACAGUGCAGAGGAAACCAGUCUGCUGCAGAAUAACUCCAAGGCUACUGUGCCCCCGGCUGAAACCCCCGGUGCUCUGUCUGUCGGGGGCACAUGUGGGCCAGGACUGGAGGAGGACAUAAGCAAAGGACAACUUAAUAAGGAUGCUGAGACGGAGACGUACAAUACUCAGGAGAAUGGGACAUUGCAGAAAAGUAGCCUCCAAACAGAUACAUCUUCCAACAAAUCCCUCCAACACACAGUGAACCCUGCUAAUGCAGCUAGAGUAGACACACAGUCUAGGACGGCUCACCCAGAGGGAGCUGAACAGCACAGCAUUUUAACCCCUCCACAGAUGGGCUACGCUCACACAUGCUGGAAUGUUUCAAAAACCACAGCAACAGAAGAAGAACACGCUGCAGUGGAGGAGAAAUGCCUGAAUGGAACAACAGCAGCAGCAGUCUGCACUGAACCCUCGUCUUUCACAGAGACUAAACCUAAACAAGAGCACAGUAUCAUGGACACCAUCAAUAACAACAGUGAUGAGUGUUCUGUUUCCCUUGUCAAAUGUGCAAAUGAACUAUCAACAGAGACCGUCCUGAAGGAGGAAGUAAAGCACCUCAGCACUGAAGUUGCUGCGUCACAUUCUCAGGUGUUCCCAAUCUCUGAGAUUAAUGAGGAAGUGAAUGUUGUUAAUAUAGAAACUUCAUGCUGUGUUGACAAAGUUGACCCUGAAAGCAGAAGCUCUCCUGUUUGUGUGGAAACCAGCAGUGAGGAGACACAAAGCCAUGUUCCAGAGAGUUCUGUGGAUCUGCUGUGCUCUGGGUCUGACCACAGAGGUGUGGAGGGAGAGUCCAGCUCUGUCCCAAAAACUACAGCUGCAGCAGAGGAAUACCAGAGCUCGAAACAGGUUGAAAUGUGCGAUCCAGAAAGCUUAAUCAAGGAAGCUUGUCCAGAGACCACAGUAGAAAAUACUGAGACGAAUGUAAUGUCUAAAGAAGCAGCUCCCAGUGCACAUUGUGAAGAAAAACAAGGAGCUGUGGAGAAAGCAGAAAUUGCGUCAUCAGAAACUCUGGCUAAUGUAGUGAUGAGCAGCACAGAGCAGCAGCUUGAGAGCUCUUCUACUGCAGAGGGAGAGGACGCCUUGCCCAAGGACACCCCUGCAGAGACAAAGAAAGACGCCGUGGAAGACCUGGAGAACAGUGAGGAAGACUUGUAUCGAGGAGCGGAGGAACUGUCUGCUGAACUGACCACUGAAGCAGAGGCAUCAUCUUUGUCAGAACCCUUUUUAAAGCUGGAGGAAAGGUGCAGUCUGGCUCCAGCAGUGGAUAUUUUGUCCUAUAGUGAGAGGGAGUGGAAAGGAAACACUACCAAAAGUGCACUCAUUAGAAAGGGUUAUAAAGACAUGUCCCACAAGUUCAGCAGCUUGAGGAGAGUGAGAGGCGACAACUACUGUGCCCUCCGAGCCACUUUGUACCAGGUCUUGUGCCAUACCACCCAGAUGCCCCAGUGGCUGCAAGAAGACAACAUCACUAUGCUGCCAAAGGACCUGGAGGCCCAAGAGGAGGGGUUGAUAUGUCAGUGGAUAUUUCCGGGGGAGUGUCUGCGAGGAGACGGGACUGGAGAUGCUGUCCAACAACUGCGGUGCUACAUGGAGCUUCUGCAAAAGAAGUGGCAGGCGGCUGUGGACUGUGCAUCUCCAAGUGAGCGGCAGCAGCUGUGUGAGCAGUGGUUCCAGGGUGGAGAGGAGGAGCUGGCUCUGCUGGAGGCCUUGAAGCUGCUGAUGCUGGCCCGCGCUGUGGAGCUGCACAGGGCCAUACAGAAGGAAGAGGACACGCCACUGUUCUGCUGGCUCCUGUUCGCCCGGGACUCCUCCGACUGCCCCCACUCCUUCCUCGCCAACCACCUCAGCCACGUUGGCCUCAGUGCAGGGCUGGAGCAGGUGGAGAUGUUCCUGUUGGGUUAUGCCUUACAGUGCACCAUUCAAGUUUACAGACUGUACAAGGCCGACACAGAGGAGUUUAUCACCUUCUACCCAGAUGACCACAAAGACGACUGGCCAUGUGUGUGCCUGGUUACCGAGGAUGACCGCCACUACAAUGUGCCCGUGCCCAUGGAGCCCCGGUGCAGCUGAUGCCACUGCUGCCAUGCACACUCUCCUCAGGUCCAUCCACAUAGCAUGAGAACUCUGGCCCUGCGCGUUACAUGCACUCUGCUGUACUGUUAGGAGGUUCGGGUUAAAGCAUUUCAAGGAGCAUCAUCUUUGUUGUAUUACGUGGGUCUGCUGCGGGUGGAAACAAGUCGAAGCAGGAAUUAUCUAUCAUGUUUAACGUACAAGGUUUUUGUAAAUGGCUUUAUGUCAACAUAGGAGAGCUGCCAACAAUAUGGAAUCAUUCACUGGGGUUUACACUGGAAUCUGGGCAUCUUGAUCCUGAGCUUGUGAAUAAUUAAUUUUCAUUUUUUAAAUGAACUUUGUUUGACUCUAGAAAGAAUUAAUUGAUCAGGUUCUAACAGGUCACACAAGGGUGAAGGAGAGUGUAUGUUAUGUGAGUAUGCAAAAGUGUGUGUCAGACUCUAUGUGUAACGUGUUGCCUUUAACCAAGCUGUUCUGAAAGAACUAAUGUGCCAAUGUUGCUAUGAAGACUGGCAACAGUCCCAACCACCAGCCCUGGACUCUGUGUAAAGGCUUGCUUGGUCCUCCAUGUUGCCUUAGAAAUAAUGCACAAUAAGAAUGAAUGUUGGUCAAGUGUGAUGCGACCAUUUCCUUAGGUGACAGCGAGACCACCCAUACAAUGCAUUUUGCAGGAAUGUUCUGCAAUGCUGAUUUGGAUGGCAUUAAAAAAAUAAACAAACAUUUUGUGGAA
Messenger RNA from Periophthalmus magnuspinnatus, 3334 nucleotides. RefSeq lists its product as uncharacterized. Gene Ontology annotation, molecular function: cysteine-type deubiquitinase activity. Gene Ontology annotation, cellular component: cytoplasm. The transcript has 11 exons. Lineage: Eukaryota; Metazoa; Chordata; Actinopteri; Gobiiformes; Gobiidae. Gene Ontology annotation, biological process: protein linear deubiquitination. The record is from RefSeq and is a predicted model, not a curated record. Bases 454 to 2604 code for a protein of 716 amino acids.